This is a messenger RNA of Phialemonium atrogriseum, 1139 nucleotides long. Its product is annotated as glycoside hydrolase family 53 protein. Lineage: Eukaryota; Fungi; Ascomycota; Sordariomycetes; Cephalothecales; Cephalothecaceae. Gene Ontology annotation, biological process: pectin catabolic process. Gene Ontology annotation, molecular function: glucosidase activity. Bases 1 to 1053 code for a protein of 350 amino acids. The record is from RefSeq and is a predicted model, not a curated record. The transcript has a single exon.
AUGCUCUUGACGUCCAUCCCCACCAUCCUCUUUGGUCUCUCGACGGCCAAUGCGGCGCUCACGUAUCGUGGCGUCGACUGGUCAUCGGUGACCGUUGAAGAAAGAGCAAAGGUCUCGUACAAGACAGCCAGCGGCGAGGCGAAAGCUCUCGAGAACAUCCUCGCCGCAAGCGGCGUCAACACGGUCCGGCAGCGAAUAUGGGUGAACCCCCAAAACGGAGACUAUAACCUUGCCUACAACAUCGCACUCGCAAAGAGAGCAAAGGCUGCGGGACUGGGUGUGUAUCUGGACCUGCACUACAGCGAUACGUGGGCAGAUCCCGGCCACCAGGCAAUCCCUUCGGGAUGGCCCACUGCCAUCGAAGACCUCUCCUGGAAGCUGUACAACUACACCCUGGAUGUUGCAAACCAGUUCCAGAGCAACGGCAUCCAGCCCACGAUCAUCUCGAUCGGGAACGAGAUCACGGCUGGUCUCCUAUGGCCGACGGGGGGGACUUCUUCUUACUCCAACAUAGCGAGGCUGUUGCACUCGGCCGCCUCCGCAGUUCACGACUCGACACUCGAUCCAAAGCCCAAGAUCAUGAUCCACCUCGACAACGGCUGGGACUGGGGCACGCAGCAGUACUUCUACCAGAAGGUGCUCUCUCAGGGGACCCUGGUCGAGUCCGACUUUGACAUGAUGGGCGUCUCGUAUUACCCCUUCUAUAACUCGGGCGCCACACUUGCGAGCCUGAAGACGAGCUUGACAAACAUGGCCAACAUGUGGGGCAAGGAGAUCGUGGUCGCCGAGCUCGACUGGCCGACCUCGUGCCCAAACUCUCGCUAUGAUUUCCCGAGCGACAUCAAGAGCAUCCCGUUUACUGCGGCGGGUCAGGCGACUUUCAUAGAGCAAGUUGCCAGUGUUGUUGCGGGGGUGAAGAACGGUAAAGGCCUGUUCUACUGGGAGCCUGCUUGGAUCCACAACGCGAACCUGGGAUCUUCAUGUGCCGACAAUUGCAUGUUUUCGCAGUCAGGACAGGCCCUGUCGAGCAUGUCUGUAUUCUCCAAGAUCUGAAAAGCCGAGUCUGCGAGCUGUACAUACCUAAGUAGUCAACACGCUGCCGCAUUGGGCAGAGUUGAUCAGAUCUUUGGCUGCCCUGC